AUGGAACCCUCUCCAGCCAAUGGCAAGCCUGAAGUGGGCAUCAAGUUGAUCCCCAUGUUCAGAGUUCCCAACCCCUCCCACAGUUCAGAGUUCCCAACCCCUCCCAACCACUCCCAUCGUUCAGAGUUCCCAACCCCUCCCAUCGUUCAGAGGUCCCAACCCCUCCCACCGUUCAGAGUUCCCAACCCCUCCCACAGUUCAGAGUUCCCAACCCCUCCCAACCACUCCCAUUGUUCAGAGUUCCCAACCCUUCCCACCGUUCAGAGUUCCCAACCCUUCCCACCGUUCAGAGUUCCCAACCCUUCCCACCGUUCAGAGUUCCCAACCCUUCCCAACGUUCAGAGUUCCCAACCCUUCCCACCGUUCAGAGUUCCCAACCCCUCCCAUCGUUCAGAGUUCCCAACCCCUCCCAUCGUUCAGAGUUCCCAACCCCUCCCACCAUUCAGCGUUCCCAACCCCUCCCACAGUUCAGAGUUUCCAACCCCUCCCAACCACUCCCAUCGUUCAGAGUUCCCAACCAUUCCCACCGUUCAGAGUUCCCAACCCCUCCCAUCGUUCAGAGUUCCCAACCCCAUCCCAACCACUCCCACAGUUCAGAGUUCCCAACCCCUCCCACAGUUCAGAGUUCCCAACCCCUCCCAACCACUCCCAUCGUUCAGAGUUCCCAACCCCUCCCAUCGUUCAGAGGUCCCAACCCCUCCCACCGUUCAGAGUUCCCAACCCCUCCCACAGUUCAGAGUUCCCAACCCCUCCCAACCCUUCCCACCGUUCAGAGUUCCCAACCCUUCCCACCGUUCAGAGUUCCCAACCCUUCCCACCGUUCAGAGUUCCCAACCCUUCCCAGGUACUUGA
Oncorhynchus mykiss (rainbow trout) is the source of this 852-nucleotide messenger RNA. The record is from RefSeq and is a predicted model, not a curated record. Lineage: Eukaryota; Metazoa; Chordata; Actinopteri; Salmoniformes; Salmonidae.